GGUUCUGCUGUCGGAGACUCGGAAUCGGGAGAGCUUUUCUUAACCGACUAAUCAAAUUCGCUCUCUAUCUGGCUCCGGAUUUCCUCCUACUGUUUCGAGACAAACUACUGUUCUCAGAGUUUCCUGGAAACAAGAUAUAUUGGACUGGUGGGGUGAACUAGAUCAAUGGAGUGUGUGGUUCAAGGAAUUAUAGAAACACAGCAUGUUGAAGCUUUGGAGAUUCUACUUCAGGGCCUUUGUGGUGUUCCCAAAGAAUCACUUAGGAUCCAUGAGUUGUGCCUGAAAAGUGCACCAGGUCUUGGAGUGGUAGCAUCAGAGGUUCGACUCUUGUGUGAUCUGGAGCAGCCUGAGCCCACUUGGACUGUACGACAUGUUGGGGGAGCCAUGAGAGGUGCUGGUGCUGAGCAAAUUUCUGUCCUGGUGAGGACUCUGGUGGAAAGCAAAGCAAGCAAGAAUGUGUUGCGCUUUUUUUAUGCACUUGGUUACAAAUUAGACCACGAGCUCCUAAGGGUGGGAUUCACCUUCCAUUUCCAAAGGGUUGCAAGGAUUACUGUUACUGUUACUUCAGUUAAUAAGAUGCCAAAGCUAUAUGCAAUUGACGAUGCUGUGCCUGUGACACCUGGUAUCCAACUUGUUGAAGUGACAGCCCCCGCAUCUUCUGAAAACUACACCGAAGUUGUUGCUGGAGUUUCAUCUUUUUGUGAAUAUCUUGCACCGCUUCUACACUUGUCAAAACCAGGUGUCGCAACAGGGGUUGUUCCUACUGCUGCCGCUGCUGCUGCCUCUCUCAUGUCAAAUGGUGGGGGUAAAGGCUUAUAGUCCAGAAGGUGGUGGAUAUUCAGCUCUGGUUCUUCACUUCUUGAUCCAUCCAUUAAUUUUUAUCUUGAUGGGUGAUUCAACAACAGGUGCAUUAUGGUCCCGAUCAUUGAAGCCGUCCACAUUUUCUUUUAUCUAUCACUAGGAUACAUUUAACCAAGCUUUCAAGGUGGUGGUGUGUUGCAGCUAUACUUUCCAUCAAGAGGCAUUGCAGGAAAUGUUCAGAAUAUUUGGGAAACCUUCACUCUCAUUAUGAGUGGGGGAUUUCAUUAUAUGUAUUUUUUUUUUUUUUUGAAAAUGCAUGUCAAUGUCAAAAUAUGGGAAAACUAUGAAUUAAUGAGUAGAUGUGAUUAAAAACUCGAUUGAA
Messenger RNA from Macadamia integrifolia, 1183 nucleotides. Its product is annotated as mediator of RNA polymerase II transcription subunit 18. The transcript has 6 exons. Gene Ontology annotation, molecular function: transcription coregulator activity. Gene Ontology annotation, biological process: termination of RNA polymerase II transcription; regulation of transcription by RNA polymerase II. The record is from RefSeq and is a predicted model, not a curated record. Bases 166 to 819 code for a protein of 217 amino acids. NCBI's taxonomy places the organism in Eukaryota, Viridiplantae, Streptophyta, Magnoliopsida, Proteales, Proteaceae. Gene Ontology annotation, cellular component: mediator complex; core mediator complex.